AUGUCGUACAUGUUGCCUCACUUGCAUUCGGGGUGGGCUGUGGAUCAGGCGAUCCUUGCCGAGGAAGAGCGUCUCGUUGUCAUCCGUUUUGGACACGAUUGGGACGAGACUUGUAUGCAGAUGGAUGAGGUGCUGUCAUCGGUUGCAGAGACAAUAAAGAACUUUGCUGUGAUAUACCUUGUGGACAUCACAGAAGUGCCUGAUUUUAACACUAUGUAUGAGUUGUACGAUCCUUCGACAGUUAUGUUCUUCUUUAGGAACAAGCACAUCAUGAUAGAUCUUGGAACUGGAAACAACAACAAGAUUAAUUGGGCGAUGAAGGACAAACAAGAGUUCAUUGACAUCAUUGAAACUGUCUACAGAGGUGCAAGGAAGGGACGUGGUCUUGUCAUUGCUCCCAAAGAUUACUCCACCAAGUAUCGAUACUAG
This is a messenger RNA of Lathyrus sativus (Indian pea), 429 nucleotides long. NCBI's taxonomy places the organism in Eukaryota, Viridiplantae, Streptophyta, Magnoliopsida, Fabales, Fabaceae. The record is from the annotation of a GenBank genome assembly.